Molecule: messenger RNA, 3747 nt
Organism: Microtus oregoni (creeping vole)
Lineage: Eukaryota; Metazoa; Chordata; Mammalia; Rodentia; Cricetidae
Gene: Galnt6
Product: polypeptide N-acetylgalactosaminyltransferase 6
Exons: 12
Coding region: 386-2257 (623 amino acids)
Cellular component (GO): Golgi apparatus
Source: RefSeq, a predicted model, not a curated record
AGCCUCCCGGUGUGGAAACCGGCAAACUGCUCGGCGACGGCGGCUCGGCCUCAGCGCGAUAGGAUGUGGUUAGAACCCUGAGGAACUGCAGGUUCCAGAGAGAGCGCUUUAGACGGUCGGACUGGAUCCAGAGAGCAGAUGUUCCAGAGGAGUUCAUUUUAACCCAAGGUCUGUUUCCCCAGGGAAGAGAAAAGGAGUAAAGGUAUCCACCUCUUCAAAGUACCACACUCAGCGCCUGGAUGAGGGUGCUGGAGUGACGGGUAACUCCAGGAGGCCUUCCUGGAGGAGGCUGAGGCCCCAGGCGUGGCCACCCUGGCAUAGCAAGCUAUUUCCAAAGUGACGUCCAAGACUUGGUACUGACCCUGCUUGGGUCCUGGUCGGGAAGAUGAGGCUCCUCCGCAGACGCCACAUGCCCCUGCGCCUAGCCAUGCUCGGCAGCGCCCUCAUGUUCUUCCUCUUCAUCCGGCAAAAGGAAGUAAGCAAACGGGAGCAGCAGGCCACGGAGAAACCUUGGCUGAAGUCCCUGGUAGGCCAGAAGGACCAUGUGCUGGACCUCAUGCUAGGUGCUGUAAACAACAUCAGAGAUGCCAUGCCCAAGCUGCAGAUCAGGGCUCCGGACCCCCAGCAGACUCAGCUCUCCACAAACCACUCCUGCCUUCCUGGGUUCUAUACCCCUGCUGAGCUGAAGCCCUUCUGGGAACGGCCACCUCAGGACCCUAGCAGCCCCGGGGCUGAUGGAAAACCAUUUCAGAAGAAAGAAUGGACCCCUCUAGAGACCCAGGAAAAGGAAAAGGGCUAUAAGAAACACUGCUUCAAUGCCUUUGCCAGUGACCGCAUCUCCUUGCAGAGGUCCCUGGGGCCAGACACCCGACCUCCUGAGUGUGUGGACCAGAGGUUCCGGCGCUGUCCCCCGCUGCCCACCACCAGCGUGAUCAUUGUGUUCCACAACGAAGCCUGGUCCACUCUGCUGCGCACAGUCUACAGCGUCCUGCACACCAGCCCUGCCAUCUUGCUGAAGGAGAUCAUCCUGGUGGAUGACGCCAGCACAGAGGAAUACCUGAAGGAGAGGCUGGAGCAGUACGUCCAGCAGCUGCAAAUCGUCAGGGUGGUGCGGCAGCCGGAGCGGAAAGGCCUCAUUACAGCCCGGCUGCUGGGAGCGAGCGUGGCGCAGGCUGAGGUGCUCACGUUCCUGGAUGCCCACUGUGAGUGCUUCCACGGCUGGCUGGAGCCCCUCCUGGCUCGCAUCGCUGAAGAUAAGACAGUGGUGGUGAGCCCAGACAUCGUCACCAUCGACCUUAACACGUUCAGGUUCUCCAGACCUUCACAGAAAGGCAAAGCCCACAGCCGUGGCAACUUUGACUGGAGCCUGACCUUCGGCUGGGAAUUGCUUCCUGAACACGAGAAACAGAGGCGCAAGGAUGAGACGUACCCCAUCAAAUCCCCGACGUUUGCUGGUGGCCUCUUCUCCAUCUCCAAGGCCUACUUUGAGCACAUCGGAACCUAUGACAGCCAGAUGGAGAUCUGGGGAGGGGAGAAUGUGGAAAUGUCCUUCCGGGUAUGGCAGUGUGGAGGCCAGCUGGAGAUCAUCCCCUGCUCUGUGGUGGGCCACGUGUUCCGUACCAAGAGUCCCCAUACCUUCCCCAAGGGCACCAGUGUCAUUGCACGCAAUCAGGUGCGCCUGGCUGAGGUCUGGAUGGACAGCUACAAGAAGCUUUUCUACAGGAGAAAUCUCCAGGCAGCAAAGAUGGUGCAGGAGAAUAAUUUCGGUGACAUUUCGGAGCGACUGCAGCUGAGGGAGCAGCUACACUGCCACAACUUUUCCUGGUACCUGCACAAUGUCUACCCGGAGAUGUUUGUCCCUGACCUGAACCCCACCUUCUAUGGAGCCAUCAAGAAUCUUGGCACCAACCAGUGUUUGGAUGUGGGCGAGAACAACCAUGGAGGGAAGCCUCUCAUCAUGUAUGUCUGCCACAACCUUGGUGGCAAUCAGUACUUUGAGUACACAUCCCAGAGGGACCUUCGCCACAACAUUGGGAAGCAGCUGUGUCUACACGCCAGCGCUAGCACGCUGGGCCUCAGGAGCUGUCGGUUCACUGGCAAAAACAGCGAAGUGCCCAAGGACGAGGAAUGGGAGUUGACGCAGGAUCAGCUCAUCAGAAACUCAGGAUCAGGCACCUGCCUGAUAACCCAGGACAAAAAGCCAGCCAUGGCGCCCUGUAACCCCAGUGACCCCCGCCAGCUCUGGCUAUUUGUCUAGGUCUGGGGUCAACCCCAGUGCAAAUUCAACAAGCCCCUCAGGACAUGGUGUCACCAAGCAUCUGGAUGGCUUCUCCCCGGCUCCUCUGGAGGCCCGAGAGGUGGAUUUCUAAGCCUUCUUCUUGCAACAACACUGGCGCCAUUUUCUUUCCUCCAGCAGGUCACAUACUUCUUGGCCCAAGGCCUUCCUCAUCCUCUAGAGACAAUGGCCUUUAACGCAAGCUGAAAGUUCACCCUGCAGAGGGACUGAACGUGCAGAGACCACCCUCCGUCGUUAGCACACCCUAGUGCCAAAUCGUCCUGCCUUACACAGAGUGCCUUUAUCCCACAGCAUUUGUGUACUUAUCCAUGGAAGAGACAUGAAAGGAGCCCCCACUGGACCAAUAAGAAGGUUGAGACUGAGCUGGGAUAUAGUUCAGGGAAAGGCCCUGGGAAACUCCCUAGCUCCACAGAAAACAGGAGAGAAGGAAGGCCAGGAGAGGAGAGCAGAAACAGAGUCAAGGCCCUUUCUGCAGUCACACACUUGGCAGGUGGCUCAAGCUGGGGCUAAGGCCCUGUCUUUGGUGCUGAACCAGGGCUCCAUCCAGCACACAACACUAGACCAUGCACUGCCAGCCUUGCUGGUUCUUGGCCCCCUCUGACCAUUCUGGCUGGCUGGCCUCCAGAAAGUCAGUUAGCAAGAUGGGAGACCACAUGGAAAAUUCUGGGCUGUUAGUGUUGAAAGAAGUUCAUGGGCUCAGGCAUCCGUGAGUCUCAAGGCUUAAGGCCUUGGCCCCUUUGUUCUAACCCAUAUACAAUGAGAUAAAAAACAAGGCAAGAACUAGACACGAAGGUGCAGGCUUGUAGUCUUGGUACUUAGAGACUAACACAUUUUCAGUCCAAGGCCAGACUGAGCUACAGAGUUCAACCUUGUCUCGAAAGCAAUAAAAAACAGCAUGGGAAUCUGGGAGCAGCACCUCGCAGUCCCUAACUAUGGUAGACCAAGUGUUUAAUUUGUUUUUCAGUAGAAGCUAGAUAGGUAUUUGCCCAAGGUCACCUGGCAAGAUAUUUGGUAGCUCUGAGACCAAACCCCAGAUAACACUAAUCAGAGUCCUAGCAAGUCUGAGGGAUCAGGGACGGUGUGCAGAAGACUGGAGGACGAACGCCACCAGCUGUCCUUGUUCAAGCGCCUAGGGUGGAGCUGACAUGAGAAUGCCAACCCUACUCCAAUCAACUUGGACCCCACUGUUCGGCCUGGAAGAAAAUAGAAAUGUCCAGCAAGGCUUUGGAGGGCUUCAGUAGCAAGUUGUCACCACACGAGGGAGCCGUGGGAUCACAGCUGCCCCAUGGUCCAUGCAACUGCACUUGGCAGGAAGUCUCCCGCUUUCCUUGGGAGAGUCAGGGGUGCACUAGCCAAAGGAAGCGGAACUGGUCAAGCUAUGAUCCAGGGUUGGGGAAGGGAAGAAAGACAUGCGGACCCAGCGGAAAUAAAGGUUUGAUGGUAUUGGUAGA